This is a messenger RNA of Vanrija pseudolonga, 1210 nucleotides long. It is a transcript of the gene MGM101, whose product is annotated as Mitochondrial genome maintenance protein. Lineage: Eukaryota; Fungi; Basidiomycota; Tremellomycetes; Trichosporonales; Trichosporonaceae. The coding region runs from base 81 to 1169 and encodes 362 amino acids. The record is from RefSeq and is a predicted model, not a curated record. Gene Ontology annotation, cellular component: mitochondrial nucleoid; mitochondrial chromosome. The transcript has 4 exons. Gene Ontology annotation, biological process: interstrand cross-link repair; recombinational repair. Gene Ontology annotation, molecular function: single-stranded DNA binding.
GCAAGUGCUCAAGCGUGCGACAAACUCGUUCUCGGCAACCACACCCAACCCACAAAGCACAGGACAGCACAGCAACAGCAAUGGUUAUGGCAACAAUCCACCGCGCACCAGCACUAGCACGGUCGCUCGCGACAACGUCGCGCCUCGCGGCCGCCGCAGCGCCAGCCAAGGCCGCGUACCGGGUCGCGACGCCGCGCGCGUCCGCGUCCGCGUCGGCGCCCGCCGCGUCCACCUCGACGGCGGCAGCUCCAGCCACGACCACGCGCACGACACGCGCAGCGACAUCAUCCACGGGCACGACGACGCGCACGCGCACCACGACCAAGGCUGUGCCCAAGGCCACUGUCGCCGCUGCGAAGCCCGCGGUGGCGGCCAUGCCUACGCCGAUGGACUUUGGCGACGACUUUGCGUUUGACGCCGACAUCCCAGACUACGCGCAGCUGAGCAAGCCUGCCGCUGCGGCUGCGCCUGCGGCACAGCCCCAGCCGACGCCGUCGCCACCGCUGUCGGCGCUCCCGGACGCGUCGUACGUGCCCCUCCCGAGCGCGGGGUACGUCUCUGGCGCGCUCGGCGCGGGCGGGGCGCUGGGCGGCGCGGCCAUCGCGGACGGGUACGGCGGCACGAUGCCCGGCGAAGUGAGGAUAGCGGACGACUGGACUACGAGCUUUCGCGGCCUGAGCGAGCGGCCGUUUGACAAGGACGUGGCGGACGCGCUGUUGAAGCCGCUUGACCCGGACGACGUCGAGAUCAAGCCUGACGGCCUCCUCUACCUCCCCGAGAUCAAGUACCGCCGGACGCUCAACGCCGCGUUCGGCCCCGGCGGCUGGGGCAUGGCGCCGCGCGGCGAGACGCACGUCGGGCAGCGUAUCGUGUCGCGCGAGUGGGGUCUCGUGUGCCUUGGACGCCUCGUCGCUAUCGCCCGUGGCGAGCAGGAGUACUUUGACCCCUCUGGCAUCCCGACCGCGACCGAGGCGUGCAAGAGCAACGCGCUGAUGCGAUGCUGCAAGGACCUGGGCAUUGCGUCGGAGCUGUGGGACCCCCGCUUCAUCCGCGAGUUCAAGGCAAAGUACUGCACCGACGCCAUGGUCGAGCACGUCGUCCAGAAGAAGCGGCGCAAGCUGUGGCGCAAGAAGAAUGCCAAGUUUGAGUACCCCUACAAGGAGGUGUAGAGGAGGAGAAGGGGCUGUACUACUAUGCACGACUACUCUGG